GACGAGGUUUUCUGGACAGUUUUCAAUUUAUUUUUUUAACUAUAACUUUAAUAUAAAAGAAGGGACAAGAUACUUUCUAUAAAUAGUGAGUUUUUUGUAAUAAAGGUUUUUAUUUAGUUCUCACGUUGACGUCUUAAAACAAACCACAUUACCCGAAAGCCUUUAGGGCGCGUGUCCACCCACCACUGUGUGGAUCACAGCCGCAGCCCUGGUGAAUGAAUACAAUUGGAAUUGCUGCAGCUACAGUGCAUGUAGACCGACGGGCUCUGCAGCGUUGCAUUCUACCGCGCUGUAAUACAUGGCCACAGCGGUGCAGAACCCCAUCAAACCACAAUCUGCAGGUGCAGUCACCAGCUUUGGUGAAAACUUUUAUAAGGAGGCAAUUGAACAAUGUCGCAGUUAUAAUGCCCGUCUGUGUGCAGAGCGCUCCAUGCGUCUACCCUUUCUGGACUCUCAGACAGGUGUGGCUCAAAGCAACUGUUACAUCUGGAUGAGGCAGAAUCACCGUGGACAAGGCCAUGAACCAGGUCAGUUAUACACAUAUCCUGCUCGCUGCUGGCACAAGAAGAAACGCCUAAACAUCUUGGAGGUCCCACAGUUUGUACCUAUUGAUUUUAAAAUUGAUUAUAAAUCCUCUCUAAAGAAGGAAGAAGAAAUGCCUGAAGGUCCUUUACUGGAGUCACUGUUUCCUGGGGAAACUUUAGAGAAGAAAUCAGAAUCUAAGAAAGAAGAGACAAUGACUGAGUGUCAGAAGUUGCUGGUUGGGGAUUUUCCUCUAGAGCUUGAGAUGGAUGAGCAGGAAGAAGAAGCUCCAAAAAGAAAAAAACGUACCAAGGCCCGGGCUUACAAUGUCGGAAAUAUGAGAAAAAGACAAGAGUUUUCAGCUGCUGAGGAAAGAGACAAGCCUUUUGUUUGUGACAUAUGCGGAAAGCGAUAUAAGAACCGUCCAGGGCUGAGUUACCAUUACACUCACACACACAUGGCGGAUGAGGAGGGUGAAGAACACUUAGAGAGACAUACACUUCCCUUUCAGCCCAAGAACAACCACAAGCCCAAGAAAGCUCCAGAUGGUUCAGUGAUUGCCAAUGGUUACUGUGACUUUUGUCUUGGGGGAUCAAAAAAAACAGGCUGUCCUGAAGACCUUAUUUCUUGUGCAGACUGUGGACGUUCAGGCCACCCAUCAUGUCUACAGUUCACAGUGAACAUGACGGCUGCAGUCAGGACUUAUAGAUGGCAGUGCAUCGAGUGCAAGUCCUGCAGCCUGUGUGGAACAUCUGAAAAUGAUGACCAGCUGCUAUUCUGUGACGAUUGUGACCGAGGCUACCACAUGUACUGUCUGACCCCCCCCAUGUCGGAACCACCAGAGGGGAGCUGGAGAUGUCAGCUGUGUCAAAGACAACUGAAGGAGAAGGCUUCUGCUUACAUCACACUUAAUUGAUCUAUACUUCUGAUAUUCAUUCUUUUGGACUAUUCCACUCUCCUUUACAAGUCUCUGUGUGCCUCUGCUACCCAUGUCCUCCUCUCACAGACUGAAGGCCAUUUUCCCAGAACAUAUUCUUUCACAUGUUUUGGCACUACUAAAUCCAGAGCAUCCACAGCACCUAUCCCUAAACAUUACUCAGUGGUGAGGCAAACUAAUGUUGAUUUUAGUCAUAUACUACAUUCCUUGCUGUGUUCUGAUUGCCCUCCAACCCCCUUACAGUCUGGUUUCAUCAGGAUUGAUGGCAAGUAAGAGACACUCCAGCCCUGCAAGGGUGCUCACGAGUUGCAAUAGAGAGAGAGAGACCCCGCUGUAAUGUCAUUUCUCUUACCAGCUUCUUACUGGAGACUGAAGAGAGUGUUUUUAUUGACAAACCUUCAUACAUUACUUGUAUAUAUCUGAUGUCUUUUCAAAAAAUGACCAAACCCAUACCCUUUCUGGCCCAGAGGUUCUGUCUGUAAUAGAUCACAAUUGAAGCCACAUAAAGUCAAAGUUUUCUCCCAGAAUUAAUUCCUGAUUGUUACCUUAUCAUGAGAGAUCCCUGUGUCACUGUGUUAAACUGAAGCAUAGUUAAGGAAUAACAGAAAAGUCUGACCUUCCAAAAGACAUCUAAUACCAGCCUUUAUUGCACUAUUCAGGGGUUUAUAAAUCCUCAUAAAAUGCCUUAAAGUGAUCAUUACUUCCUGGUUGAGCUAUAAUAAAUUAUUACUUAUUAUUAUUACUAAUAAUGUUAAAAACCUUAUCUUUAACAGCUGAAAUGUAAUUUGUUGCGACCCUUUGUUUUAGCCAUUGAAUUAGCAUUAUAUUACAUUGUUGUUAGUAGGGAUGCACUGAUAGAUCAGAUGAACUACUGGUCAAUGUUCGCCUCGUUAACUGCGAUUGGCCAUCAGGAAAUUGGCACAUACGGUAAAUUAUAAAUGUAUCUGCACCUAAUCUGUCAGAAAUAUAGUAGCAUUGCUCGGCAGAGAAUGAUGAACCUGCCAAGUGCUUUUGACAUAAGGUUUAAUCAGCCUGGAGUACACAGGGUUACACAGGCUGCUGUGGGCUGUAGCCAACACC
This is a messenger RNA of Cynoglossus semilaevis (tongue sole), 2539 nucleotides long. RefSeq names its product double PHD fingers 1 (gene dpf1). Gene Ontology annotation, biological process: nervous system development. Bases 299 to 1438 code for a protein of 379 amino acids. NCBI's taxonomy places the organism in Eukaryota, Metazoa, Chordata, Actinopteri, Pleuronectiformes, Cynoglossidae. Gene Ontology annotation, cellular component: nBAF complex. The record is from RefSeq and is a predicted model, not a curated record. The transcript has 12 exons.